AGGACUAUUUUUUUGUGUCGACCUGAGGACGCGACACGCAUGUUGCCAAAAGCAACUGCCGACGGUUGUGUACAAAAUGGAUAAACGAUCCAAGAAAGCGCCAUCGAUCAACCGCAGAGAGAUACCCAAAAAGAAAAACACGCAGAGAGGGAGUUACUUGACGAGAGAUGGGCUCCGUGGUGGGCACGGCGGCGAGCGGCGUGGGCGCGCUGGUCGGCGACGCCGUGGCCGCGCCCUUCAGGGCCCUCCUCGGGGCGUCCUGCGAGGGCGUCUGCUCCGGGACGUGGGACAUGGCCUGCUUCCUGGAGCACCUCUGCGUCGCCAGCCUCGCCAGGCUCUUCAUGGUCAUCGUCCUCACCUACGUCGUGCUCUUCUUCGCCUACCUCGUGUGCAAGGCAGGGAUCGUCCGGUGCGUGGCCAAGAACGCCUGCAAGGUCGCCGGGGCGGCGUGCUCCGGCUGCUGCCGCGUGAUGCGGGGCGCGUCGUGCUUCUGCUGGCGCAGGCUGCGGGACACCAGGCGCGUCUACCACGGCCGUCGCGGCCGCGGCCGGCGGUGGCCUCCGGACGUGGAGAGCGGGGCAGGAGAGUGGGGGUACGACGAGGAGAGCGACGGCGGUGGUGAUCGCGGCCAUGGUACGAUGGGCGUGGGCGGUGCGAGGUGGGGCAGGGCGAGAGAUGGGUCGUCGUCGUCGUCGGUGAGGGAGAGGAGGAAGGACAGGCUGCGCCGGUCGCUGCGCCUCCGGAGACUCACCUCCAACAAGGAGCAGUACGCCACGGCGAGGAGCCAUGGGGGCGGAAGGCACCACCGCGGCAGGGGCGGGGUGCCGUCCACGUCGCUCCGUGCUGAUGCCGGGAGCAAGUUUAAGCGUGUCCGUGCAUAAAAUAAUAAAAGCUUGACAUGGCCAGCAAACUUUAUCUUUGAUUAAGGUUCCUCGAAAGAAAUUGUGGAAAAUAGUGGGAGGAGAAAUGUGUUUGAUGUGAUGCUAGACCUGUAAAGUAAGUUCGUCGCAGAAAAGUUAGAACAAUAAAGGUCAGGAUAAGAGUUUUUUUAUCAAGCACGUGAGG
Molecule: messenger RNA, 1065 nt
Organism: Hordeum vulgare subsp. vulgare (domesticated barley)
Lineage: Eukaryota; Viridiplantae; Streptophyta; Magnoliopsida; Poales; Poaceae
Exons: 1
Coding region: 168-881 (237 amino acids)
Source: RefSeq, a predicted model, not a curated record